Messenger RNA from Cryptotermes secundus, 4110 nucleotides. RefSeq names its product sodium-coupled monocarboxylate transporter 1. The transcript has 15 exons. The coding region runs from base 73 to 1875 and encodes 600 amino acids. Gene Ontology annotation, molecular function: symporter activity. Gene Ontology annotation, biological process: transmembrane transport; sodium ion transport. The record is from RefSeq and is a predicted model, not a curated record. Gene Ontology annotation, cellular component: membrane. Lineage: Eukaryota; Metazoa; Arthropoda; Insecta; Blattodea; Kalotermitidae.
AGUUACACACGUAAUUAAGACUUUCAGUUUGAUUAAUUUCAUUGUGUUGCCAGUUUCCAAGACACUGACAAUAUGGUGCUCAAAGAUCAUGCGAGUUUCAACCUAGAGGACCUUGAUCAUAACAUCACAACAGCCGGAACCCCCGCCAUCUUGUUCGGUUGGCUCGACUACGGCAUGUUCGGCUCAAUGCUGGUUGUUUCCACAGUCAUCGGCAUUUAUUUUGGAUGCUUCGGAACCCGGCAAAGCACCAAGAAUGAGUACCUGCUGGGAAACAAGAACAUGAGUGUCUUUCCCAUAGCCAUGUCUCUUACGGCCAGUCACAUUUCUGGCAUUACACUGCUCGGCGCGCCAUCUGAGAUGUACACAUUUGGGACGCAGUACUGGAUGAUGUGCCUGGCCGCGUGCAUCGUGUGCUCCGUGGUCGCUGUUGCCUACAUGCCUGUCUUCUAUACGCUGCAACUGACGUCAACGUAUGAGUACCUAGAGCUCCGCUUCAGCAGCAGUGUCCGGACGUUCGCUUCGUUUAUGUUCACGAUAUACCAGGUCCUUCAUACCCCCAUUGUGCUGUACGUUCCCGCUCUGGCGUUCAGUCAAGUGACUGGGAUAAAUGUACACAUGAUAACCCCAGCCGUGAGCGCCAUUUGCAUCUUCUACACGACACUGGGCGGGCUCAAGGCUGUGGUGUGGUCGGACACGUUGCAACAGAUCGUCAUGAUGGCCUCCUCGAUCAUCGUCAUGAUUCUGGGGAUCAUUGCGGUUGGUGGACUCGACGUCAUGUGGCAGAGAAACCUGGACGGCCAAAGGAUCGAGUUCUUCAACCUGGACCCCAACCCCCUGACCCGCAACAGCUUCUGGACGGUGACGGUCGGCAUGACCUUCAUCUGGCUGUCGCACGUCGGCGUGAACCAGGGCAUGAUGCAGCGCUUCCUCGCGCUGCCCAGACUGUCCGCCGCGAGAUGGGCCCUCCUGGUGUUCUGCAUUGGCAUCUGCUGGUGCAAGUCUGUGAGCUGCCUCACCGGCCUCCUCAUACACGCGCGCUACCACGACUGCGACCCGCUCACCACAAAGGCCAUCAAACGAGUCGACCAGCUGUUGCCCUACUACGUGAUGGAUGUAGCUGGCUUCAUACCAGGCCUGCCAGGUCUCUUCGUAGCGGGCGUCUUCUGUGCUGCCCUCAGCUCCAUGUCCACGAGUCUGAACACGCUGUCGGGCACAAUCUACGAGGACUUCCUGUCCCGCUGGCUGCCCACUGACAAGCAGACGGAAGUGGUUGUCAACUUCAUCAUGAAGCUGACGGUGUGCGUCGUCGGCGUCGUUUGCGUCUUCCUCGUCUUCUGGAUAGAGAAGCUGGGAAGCGUCAUACAGGUUGGGGUCACUGUAAGCGGCGUGACAUACGGUGCCAUGUUGGGUCUCUUCUCGCUUGGCAUGUUCUUCCCGUGGGCCAACACCAAGGGCGCGCUUGUGGGCGGCAUCACAAGUCUCCUGUUUGUGAGCUGGAUCGUCAUAGGCGCCCAGACCGAGAUCGCUAGAGGCGCCAUCAAGUUUCCCUGGAAGCCCAUGUCCACAGAGGGCUGCACCGGCAACCUAACGCAGCCAGUUCACCCUCUCGCCAUGCCUGACGACAGUUUGGGCCGAGCUUCGAGCCCAGAGCAGCCCUUCGUGCUGUACCGUCUCUCCUACUUGUACUUCAACGUGCUGGGCUGCUUCACCGUCAUCGUCGUUGGACUCGUCGUGAGUUUCCUCACCGGAGCCACCAGCCCUGGGGAACUGCACCCGGACCUCCUGAGUCCCAUCGUGCACUGGACCCUCCCCAAGAAGCACAAGGAUCAGUACCAGCCCGUCAAGCAGGCGGUGGACUUGAAGACUGCGCGCUGAUUGGUGCGCGGCAGGCAACGGGGAAUUCCCCACUUCACAGCUCACACCAUAUCACAGCAACUUACAGGAGAUCAUGCACAGUCUUCGCAAAGUCAUGGGUGCACUAAGCUUUUCUUUAAGGACAUCGUUGCACGUGAUCAUAAGAACGUACUGAGCUUGUUCUAUUUUGUCAGUGUGAUGAAGGGACCCACAGGCAUUUAUCACAACGCGAAGGAUGGUCACCGUGCUCACAACAGCUCGCCAGUGGACCCUGUCGUGAGCCACAUGAAUCUAAUUUCAUGUACUCACUCUCCUAUUUAUUUCAGAUCCAUAUUAAUAUUAUCCUCCCAUUAAUGUGUGGGUAUCCUACCUAGUCCUCUUUCAUCAAGUUUUUGAACUAGAAUUUUGUAUUUAUUUUCACAUACAUUCAUGCUACAUAUCCAACCCAUCUCAUCCUCCUUAUUUUGACACCCAAAUAGUAUAUAAUAAAGAGUUUAAACUAUGAGGCUCCUCGUCACGUGAUUUCCUCCAGCCAGGAUAGUUCAGUUGGUAAGACAACUGUGUAAUGGGCUGGACAUUCGAGAAAUCGAGAUUCAAUUCCUGGCAAGGUCAGAGAUUUUUCGCUUCUCCACAGCGUCGAAACCAGCUCUGGUGCCCAAUUUCCUGUUCAGUGAGUACUGGGGGCUCUUUCCGUGGGAGUAAAGCGGCCGAGGCGUGAAGUUGAUCAGUUAUCUUCAUCUAGUCCCGAAAUUAAGAAGUAAUGGAGCUAUACCUCCACUCCCCAUUGCGCGAUGCUUAAUGAAGCACAUGACCAGUUUUAAUUAAGCAGUGCUACAUGUGUCGCCCAUCCUAUCCUUCUAGAUUUCAUCACUGUAAUAAUAUUCUACGAAGAGUACAAAUUAUGAAGCUCCUCGUUACGUAUUUUUCUCUAACCUUCUGUCUCUAAUCUGUCCAGUUCUUUAAUUGUCGGAUUUGGCAUAUGGACACAAACAAAUGGCCCUAUAAAACAGAACAUAACAUCGUUCCCCCAGGUGUCUCUACCUCCCACCAAGUAAUUAAACUACCGAAACAUGUCUCACAUGACCAGAAUCGCCUUACCAGUACGCCAAAGACGAUAAUAUUACAUCGUUAUGUGGGGUAUUCGCGUUUGAUAUUAAUAAAAUAGUUGAAGACGUUAGAUCAAUAUCGUAUGAAUGGUUUAUUGAUUGUACUGUUUGCGCAUGCGUCGAGGGUGUCCUUCAUUGAGCAGGAUGCAGUGUGGAGCAGUGUAGCAUAUGCAACACGUGAUGGAGGUCACUCACAGAUGACACUAGUUGCCACAACAAUUUCACAGGUAUAAGCAGUUGAUACGCCGUUACUAAAUAAGGAAGAGAGAUGCGAAGGAGACGAUGCUGAUCAUCAGUCGAGCCAAUCUGAUCACCAAAAUCAUCUUCAAAAUCUGUGUGCUGAUAACGACUGCUGCUGUGUGCCUACUCAUAUACGACUUCAUAAGGGGCAAUCAUCAUAUCACCAAUGAACAUCAGCAGCAAUCACAUGACACCAAGGUUACACCAAGUGGACUUAUGGAGCUCAUUGCCAAUGUGACCCAAACAAUUGCAGCCAUGGAGGCUGAGGCCCGGCGGUUGGAGGAGGAACUACAGCGCAUGCGUCAGACAACUAGCCAAUUAUUAGCGAAAUAUCAGAGAGAGGCAACAUGGACGGCGAGUCGCAAAUGUGUUUCCUUUUAUGGCUCCAAUAAACAGAAUUACGUUCCUCGUACAACGGGAAAUGCAGUGAAUACAACUGUCCCUGUGAACACGAAACAAAUACCAAUUCUUAGUCAAAGGAAAACAAAAUGAAAAUCGCCAUGACGCCAUGUUGCAAUGUAGGCCCACCAUCCGACGUUUCAAACACCGUACACGUCUUCAGUGGCUCACGUGACGGGCGAGACAAACUGGUCAACUUACGUAACAAAUGUGAACGUUCUUUUGUGAAGAUUUAAUUAAAACUAACACACACACAAAACCUGCCCCAAUUUGUACAAUAUAUUCGCUACUUUUAUUUAUACUGUCACGUGUCCGGGGUUCCGUGACUAAUAAUGACGGGUUCUGGACUGGAUGACUGGGUUUAUUAGCACUGCUAUUACAGUCAGUUAUAACAGCUCACAGUCAAUGACUGCCUACGAGUCGCUCUAAUUCAAACCAUCCCAUUUCUCUAAGAUCAAUUUUAAUAUUGUCCACCACCUAUGUCUUGGUCUUCCUAGUGGUCUCUUUCCAU